Messenger RNA from Gaeumannomyces tritici R3-111a-1, 1995 nucleotides. Its product is annotated as ethanolamine-phosphate cytidylyltransferase. The transcript has 4 exons. Lineage: Eukaryota; Fungi; Ascomycota; Sordariomycetes; Magnaporthales; Magnaporthaceae. The coding region runs from base 242 to 1573 and encodes 443 amino acids. Gene Ontology annotation, cellular component: cytoplasm. The record is from RefSeq and is a predicted model, not a curated record. Gene Ontology annotation, molecular function: ethanolamine-phosphate cytidylyltransferase activity. Gene Ontology annotation, biological process: phosphatidylethanolamine biosynthetic process.
GCUGGAAUGGUGUAAACUGGUAAAAUGACGCCUCAAGGAUUGGACUCAUCCAGUUCGGCGCCUCGUAGCCAGUUGUAUAUAGCAACCAUCCGCUCCGGCCCGAAAGUCUGCUGAGCUCGAACCUCGACAGCUCUCUGGCAAACAUCGCCUUGGGCUUUGGAUAUCAACCCUGCAUCGUGCGGACCCCCUCCGUCUCCCCAGCUCACCGCACCAACAGCUGCCCGCACCCCUACCGCGAAUCAUGACCACUAUUUCGGAAUCCCUACCGCCCGGGGACCCGGCCCCUGAGCUUCUAGAAAACCGGAUCUGGAUAGACGGCUGCUUCGAUUUCUUCCAUCAUGGCCACGCCGGCGCCAUAGUUCAGGCCCGGCUAUUGGGCGAUGAGCUCUACAUUGGAGUCCACUCGGACGAGGCCAUCCUGGACAACAAGGGGCCCACCGUCAUGACGAUGGAGGAACGGCUAGCUGCCGUCGACGCAUGUAGAUGGGUCACGCAGUCCGUCCCUAAUGCACCCUACGUGACAGAGCUCGACUGGAUCUCGCACUUUGGGUGUAAGUAUGUCGUGCAUGGUGACGACAUCACGUCAGACUCGAGCGGUGAGGACUGCUACCGCUUCGUCAAAGCUGCCAACCGCUUCAAGGUGGUCAAGCGCACGCCAAGCAUCUCGACUACAGACUUGGUCGGCCGCAUGCUCCUGUGCACCAAGACGCACCAUAUCCGCUCCCUCAAAGCCGCGCUGGCCGGAACCGAGGGCCCCGGCACUGCUGCCGAGCGCGACGCCCAGGGCAUGGCCAUGACGGAGCGCAUUCGUCUCUACGCCACCGACGAGACCGCCACGAAACCCGGCGUCGAUGUCUGGUUCUGGUCCGCCUCCGAGGAAGCCAAGCAGCUGGACGACGCCGAGGAGAAGGGCUCGUUCCGCGAGAUGAUCCCGGCACCGCGCCCGCGUCCGGGACAGCGGGUUGUUUAUGUCGAUGGCGGCUUCGACCUCUUCUCGAGCGGCCACAUCGAGUUCCUCCGCCUUGUCGUCAAGGAAGAGGAGGAUCUCGCGCGCAAGGAAGGCUGGUAUUCGCAACAGGCCGUCGAUGAACGCAAAGGCAAGGGCGCCGACUAUCCGCCCGUCUACGUCGUGGCCGGAAUCCACGAUGACAGCGUCAUAAACCACUGGAAGGGCGUCAAUUAUCCCGUCAUGAACAUAUAUGAGCGGGGGCUGUGCGUGCUGCAGUGCAGGUACAUCGACGCUGUUGUGUUCGGCGCACCCUUCACGCCGACAAAGUCUUAUCUCACAUCCCUUCCGUGGGGCACCCCCGACGCCGUAUACCACGGGCCAACGUCGUUCAUGCCCCUGACGUACGACCCGUACACGGCACCCAAGGAGAUGGGCAUCUACCGCGAGAUUGGAGGGCACGGGUUUGCAGACGUCAACGCGGCCACCAUCGUGCAGCGCAUAAUGAAGAGCCGAGAUCUGUACGAGGCGAGGCAGAAGGCCAAAGGGAUGAAGGCCGACCUGGAGAAGGCCCACCGACAGCGGGAGAUGCUCGAGGAAGAGCAGAGGAAGAAGGAGGCCCGUUAAGCUGACCGACUACCUCUGUGAGGUGGUGAGAUAAGAUGCUGUCGUUAUCAUUACUCAUAUCUCUCAUUCUUGGCGCAGUCAAGCUCCGACAGAUUUGGGUGUAUUUCACCGUCAGUCUGGAAUAGCAGUCGGAUUUCCGAAUGCUAGAAAUGGUGGUAAGAGCUGCAGGCGGGGAAAAGCUCCGAGGUAAUAGCGGCCAGAUAUAAUCCAACAAAUAUGGUUGUCCGUCGCACCUCACGGUGAUAUGACGCAGGCGGGCUGAAAGGUGCCGUUCUCUCAUUCACUGGAUUGUUGGUCGUUGACUGUGUAACUCAGCACCUCCGUAACACAGCGCACCCACCUUACAGAGAGGGGUUAGGUACCGUGUAAUCCAAAUGGUUUGAGGGGCGUCCAAGACACUGAAGUAAUGGCCUCAAUUGUGA